Molecule: messenger RNA, 830 nt
Organism: Culicoides brevitarsis
Lineage: Eukaryota; Metazoa; Arthropoda; Insecta; Diptera; Ceratopogonidae
Product: collagenase-like
Exons: 2
Coding region: 48-830 (260 amino acids)
Biological process (GO): proteolysis
Molecular function (GO): serine-type endopeptidase activity
Source: RefSeq, a predicted model, not a curated record
AUUGAUUAAAAAACAACAAAUUUACCUCUUAAGUCAAUAAAUAAAAAAUGUCUUCGAAUAUUUUCGUUUCUUUAGUUAUUUUAUCAGUAAUUUUUGGCGCGCAAUCUUUGCCAACAUCAAUAAAUCCUCGAAUCGUUCACGGAAGUCAAGCUCGCUUAGGACAAUUUCCUCAUCAAGUUGCGUUGCUGAAUCGUAAAAUGAAUUCAUUUUCAUUAUGCGGAGGUUCAAUUAUUUCGACGGAUUUUGUACUUACAGCAGCUCAUUGUGUUAGAAAUAUAAUUCACACGACAAUUUCCUUCGGGACAAUUAAUCGUAACUCUCCGAUGCUUCAAAUGAUUGCUCAUAAACACAUCAUUCACGAGAAUUACAAUCCAACAAAUCUAAAUAAUGACAUUGCUUUAUGGAAAUUACCUCAGAAACUUAUUUUCAAUGAAUUUAUCAAACCAAUCUCGCUUCCAAAUGACUUUUCUGACACUUUUGAGAACUCGAAUGCUAUUGUAAGUGGUUUUGGGAGAACAGAAGGCUCAACUUCAUCUUCGCAAGUGCUUCGAUAUGCUUUUGUGAAAGUAAUUUCCAAUGAGGAUUGCGUGAAAAACUUUGGAGGUCAUGUUGUUACGGCGGGAACGAUUUGUUCAAUUGGCGCGAAUUCUCUUGAAGGGCCUUGUAAUGGAGAUUCAGGAGGUCCUUUAAUGAUAAAUAACAAAAAUGAUGUUUUAAUUGGCGUUGCUUCGUUCGUUUCUGCCCAAGGAUGCGCUGCGGGAAGACCUGCGGGGUUUGUUAGAGUUUCCAAAUAUCUGGAAUGGAUUGAAAUAAAAAUGAAAAAAAUUUAG